AUGGCUGGAAACUUCUUUGCUACUGCCGAGGGACUCCGUCUUGAGGACGGUCACUUCCUCAGAGCCCGCCUCCAGAGGAUCGACGGUGAAUGGGUUGACACCGAGAUCAACCUCAACGAGCACAUUGGCAACGCCGACGGCCACUUUGAGUGGAACAGCUCUGGCUUUGCCAACUCUGCCGAGGACAUCUACCUCUCCGUCGAGGGUACCGGCCCCGUCGCCGUGCUCCGCGCCAGACUCCGCCGUGAGGACGGCGAGUGGGAGAACCGUGACCUCAACCUGAGCGAGCGUCUCGCCAACAACGACGGUCAAUUCCACGUAAGCAUCCUCCUUUGCCCUACAAUUUUUGAACCUCGGUCGCUAACUUUGAAUUCUUCAGUGGAGUAA
Molecule: messenger RNA, 387 nt
Organism: Pestalotiopsis fici W106-1
Lineage: Eukaryota; Fungi; Ascomycota; Sordariomycetes; Amphisphaeriales; Sporocadaceae
Exons: 3
Coding region: 1-387 (128 amino acids)
Source: RefSeq, a predicted model, not a curated record